Molecule: messenger RNA, 996 nt
Organism: Ostertagia ostertagi
Lineage: Eukaryota; Metazoa; Nematoda; Chromadorea; Rhabditida; Trichostrongylidae
Source: the annotation of a GenBank genome assembly
AUGGAGGUAGAGGCUACGUUUGAACUGCGAAUUCUAGCUUCGCUACUCAUUUUGAUUCCAGCACUAGCCGGUCUAGUACUGCACACACUGCUUGGUUGGGCCCUCUACAAAGGCUGGAAAACGUUCUAUAAGAAUAGCUUCUACGUUAUUACGGUACAAUUACAGUGGUGUGAUGUAUGUGCCCUUGUGCUCGAUCUUUAUAUUGCUUUUCCACUCUCUUUGACUGGUGAUCAGUACAUGGGCGACAGUAUAACCUUGUACUACGGUCCACUAGUUUUCGAAGGAGUCGCAUUCAAUGGUUUAUUUCUGCUAUCAUUUUUUCUGAGUACCAACCGAUUCCUUUUAUUUAUAUUUCCGCGUGUGCAUAAUAAAGUCUUCACAUACUGGGGCACAAGGAUAACGUCCUUGACAGUUUGGAUUUAUGUGAUCGUGUUCAUUGGAUUAUCGAACGUUUUCGGGUGUCGCAAACAAUUUUCCAAAGACGAAUUUUACUUCUGGUACAACUGCAGUAACAGAGUCUCAGGAGAAUUUCAUUACAACGACGUAAGUGUUGCUUUACAUGCUUACGAUACCGAUAAUGUUGAUAUGGAAAUAUUGUAUACCGAAGAAAAUUUCAUGGACAUCCAGUCGUACUUAAUUCCUGCUGCUAUGAUCGUCAUGUACGCGAUUGUAUUUGUGAAGAUUAAGACUUCCUUACAAGGAGGCAUGAGAAGCGAUGUGGUGCUUUUCAAACACGAAGUCAGAUAUCUUACGCAGACAGUGUUGAUAGGCAUCCUGAUCAUUGUCGAAGUGGCGGCGUUUGUUACGGUGCCUUUUCUGAAUGUCGGCGGAUACGGCCAAUUUUAUUUAAAUAUUCUGUUGAAUCUGAUUGUGAUUGCUAAUAAUCUUAUAACCCCAAUUGUUGUACUCUCCUUCAAUUCGGAUAUACGUUAUUAUGUUUUCUCAAGCGCUAGUAGACCUCAGAAGAUCACUACUCUGAUAGUCACCAAUGUUAUG